AUGCCGGACUUGCUGCCCAUCACCGAGGAGGAGAGGCAGAGCCCCGGACAGCCGCGCUCCAGCCAGGAUUCCAAGCGGUGCCAGCUCCGCCGGGACGAGGACGGACACUUGUGGUUGUUGGGGGUGGCGCGGAGGUUCUGCAGCCUGCGGGAGCUGCUGGGCACCUCCGGGCGCUGGGGGCUGCAGGCACAGGGGCCCAAAUACGCCUGGAGCCCACCUAUCCCUUUGUCCCAAAGGUUCUUGGAAAGAGCAAACAGGCCCCGGCCCCGGCGCCGGCUCCUCCCGGGCCCCGCGGAGGACACAGGCGGCGCGGCCGCUGCCGCCGCCUCCGCUGCGGCUUCCCCGGCCCGAGCUCCGCCGCUCGGCAGCGCGGCCGCCGGCCCCAAGCCGCCGCUGUCCCGUUGCCAGGAGCGAACGCCUGGGGAUGGCCGGCCCGGGGCGCUUGAGGGGCGCUCGGGGGCCGCUCCUGGCCCCGGGCCGAGCGCUGACAGCCGCGUCCCGCCGGCAAGGAAGGCGCAGCAGGGCCUGAAGGAGCAGUACCGGCUGGGUUCGCUGCUGGGCCGCGGCGGCUUCGGCAGCGUCUUCGCGGCCACGCGGCUCUCGGACGGCGCCCCGGUGGCCAUCAAAAGGGUGCCACAGAACCGCGUCCUGCACUGGGGCGAGCUGCCCGACGGCACCAGCGCACCCCUGGAGGUGGUGCUGCUGGCCAAGGUGUCCACUGGCUUCCCCGGUGUCGUCCAGCUGCUGGAGUGGCUUGAGCUCCCCAACGACAUCGUGAUGGUGCUGGAGCGCCCAAAGCGGUCUCAGGACCUGCACCAUUUCAUUCGGGCACGGGGGUUCCUGUCCGAGGAGGUGGCGCGGGAGCUGUUCCGCCAGGUGCUGGAGGCCGUGCGGCACUGCACCAGCUGCGGGGUCCUGCACAGGGACAUCAAACCAGGGAACAUCCUGGUUGACCUGGCCACCGGGGAGGCUAAAUUGAUCGACUUUGGCUGUGGCACCUACCUGCAAGACACAGCCUACACUCACUUUGCAGGUGAGUCCACACAGGGCUGUGCUCGCCGUGCCGGUAUCUCAUGGCCCAACAUCUCCCAGCCCAAGCUGGCUGUGGCAUCGGGGAUUGUCCCUUUUGCUGCCCUUGAUGGCUCUGAGAUUUCAGCCGAGUUGCGUUUCAGCAGGGCUGGGUGGCCCCAGCAGACAGAGCCUCUGGGAUCAGCACUCUGCACAGCUCCAGCAGCGCAGCCAGCCGAGCCCCAAGAGACGAGGCCGUGUCCUCCAUGCCCUGCGGAGCUGAUCAUGCAGGCUGUCCAAGAUGGAAUAUCCAGCUCUCUCUACUGCCUGGAGGAUGUACAACGUUUGAAUUGCCAGGCUUCCAACGGCGACGCUGAUGUCAUUAGCCGUGCCUUCAAGAGCUGA
Molecule: messenger RNA, 1413 nt
Organism: Vidua macroura (Pin-tailed whydah)
Lineage: Eukaryota; Metazoa; Chordata; Aves; Passeriformes; Viduidae
Product: serine/threonine-protein kinase pim-2-like
Exons: 6
Coding region: 1-1413 (470 amino acids)
Biological process (GO): protein autophosphorylation
Cellular component (GO): cytoplasm
Molecular function (GO): protein serine/threonine kinase activity; ATP binding
Source: RefSeq, a predicted model, not a curated record